Messenger RNA from Clarias gariepinus (North African catfish), 5818 nucleotides. It is a transcript of the gene vezf1a, whose product is annotated as vascular endothelial zinc finger 1a. The transcript is spliced from 6 exons. Gene Ontology annotation, molecular function: RNA polymerase II cis-regulatory region sequence-specific DNA binding; DNA-binding transcription factor activity. The record is from RefSeq and is a predicted model, not a curated record. Gene Ontology annotation, cellular component: nucleus. The coding region runs from base 58 to 1497 and encodes 479 amino acids. NCBI's taxonomy places the organism in Eukaryota, Metazoa, Chordata, Actinopteri, Siluriformes, Clariidae. Gene Ontology annotation, biological process: regulation of transcription by RNA polymerase II.
CUUUGUUGUAGAUUUCUUGUAGGUUUUCCAGCAGAUUUUUUUUUUCAAAGUGUGGCAAUGGAGCCGAGCUGGAGUACCUUCUUGUUUCAGCAGGCCAAUGACGCCCUGCACCACCAGCAUCCGGUGGGCCCAAACAGCCUGCUGCCACUGCUGAACGCCAGCACCGAGCCGCAGGACCAGAAGCCCAUCAUGCCCAUCCCACUGGAUCAGAAGCCUCCGGUGAGCUCCGCCGACAUCCUCAAGGACAGCAUGGGCAACCUGACAGGGGCUGGAGGAGGGGGUCAUGGUGGAGGCGGUGGCAUUGGCGCACCAAUGGCCAUAGUGAAGAAAGAACCCAAAAGCAAAACGCCAUUUAUCUGCGGCUACUGCAACAAGUCCUUUCGAGACAGCUACCACCUUCGUCGGCACGAGUCGUGUCACACCGGCGUUAAGAUGGUGUCGCGACCUAAAAAGACAGCGCAAACCACGGCGCCCACGAUGGUGCCACUGCUUUCAAGCAUGGCGCGAGAAAACAACGUUAACCCCUCAUACAUCCUCACCACGGCCGCAACAUCAGGUUCGGGUGUCAUGGUGCCGACCUCCACGGUGGCACAGUGCCAGCCGAGUGCACCCAAGAAGCCGGCCAAGCCUGUGAAGAAGAACCACGGCUGCGAGAUGUGCGGCAAGGCCUUCCGAGAUGUCUACCACUUGAACAGACACAAGUUGUCUCACUCGGACGAGAAACCAUUCGAGUGCCCAAUCUGCCAGCAGCGAUUCAAGAGGAAAGACCGCAUGACGUACCACGUACGCUCGCAUGAUGGCGGCGUCCACAAACCCUACGUCUGCUCUGUCUGUGGGAAGGGUUUCUCCAGGCCUGACCAUCUCAGCUGCCAUGUCAAACAUGUGCAUUCCUCAGAGAGACCGUUUAAGUGCCAAGUAACGGCCUGCACGUCGGCCUUUGCCACCAAAGACAGACUGCGCUCUCACAUGAUCCGGCAUGAGGGCAAGGUCACGUGCAACAUCUGCGGCAAGAUGCUCAGCGCCGCCUACAUCACCAGCCACUUAAAGACGCACGGCCAGACGAACUUCAAUAACUCCUGUAACAAAGGGGACUGGCAGUGGAAUUCUUCAGUCCUGCAAAAAGACAACAACGAGAUAUGCCACUCAGGCACGGCCACGCCCGUCACGAUUUCUGCGCCAGCCACUUCACAGAUGAACCGCAUCAACGCGAGCACUGCCGUGACCAUCGGCGCUCAGAUGAACCUGAGCACCACGGUAAACACGGUGAACAUCACGUCAGCGCCAGUGAGUUUGCAGCACCCGGUGACCAUCACGGGCCCGGUCAACAUCGCCUCCGUGAACAUCCCAGCCACGGCGUCGGCCAUGAACAUCGCCCACCCGGUGGCCAUCACCACGCCCAUGUCCAUGAACAUCGCCGCGCCGCUCAACAUCGCCAUGCGCUCCAUGGACAGCAUGCCCUUCCUCUCGCAGGUCCUGCCUUCCUCGCCUCCAUGGUGAACCGCAUCGGAACCUGACCUUAACCUGAUUCUCCUAACCAGCUGACUCCGCCCCCACAAUCCCCAAUCAAUGAGUGUUUACGCUCGUGCCGCGGCCGUACAAGCCGCUUCUCGAGCAUCGCUGCAACGACGAUGGAGUUUUAUUUUUUUUGAAGGAUUUCUAACCUAGAUUUGAUUCGUUCAUGGUUUGAUGACGAAUAUUUAGUGACACUGAGCGCAAGCAGACCUCAUUGAGGGUUUUCAAGGACAAAUGCAAUAAGUGCUGAUUUUUUUAUACAUACAUAUAUAUAUUUUUGGUCAGGUCCAUAAGUAUUUGAACAGCGACGAUUUUUAUAUUUUUGCUUCUGUACGCUACAGCAAUAGAUUUGAAAUGAAAAUGAAGUCACUGUCCAAAUACUUACGGACCUGGCUGUGUGUAUAUUUUUCCUUCCCAGGAAAUUGGGAUUCCUUCUUCUUCUUUUUUUUUUCUUCGUUGUUUAGCUGUAGCCUGUUAAUCAGUAUUUAAUUUUCUUUCUAAGGAAAUGAGUUUUAAAGGCAUAAAGGCUUUUUAUAAGAGGGAGGUUUUAAUUUUUUAUUAUUUUUUUUUUUUACAGGAAAUGGAGGGUGAUUUAUGAUUUGAGGUACCAUAACUGUAUUUUACUGUACAGUUGCCUAUGCUGAUGCUUGCCAACUACAGUUUCUUUUUUUUUAAUGGCUGCAGUGUUCAUACACUGACUUGUGACUGUUAUUUUCUUCAUGCGUUGUUUAAUAAGGACGGCUGGGGUGUGCUUUGUUUACUCGAACAACAGUUACUUUAUUAUUAUUAUUAUUAUUUUUUAAUCAGGAAUGGAUAGAGGAAAGAUUCUUGCACUGAAAGCAUACCCCUUGUGUACAACAACAGUAUUAUCAACGAUCAAACCUGUUUCGGGGAACAAGCCUGGACAGACCCGGGCCAUCUCGUGACUGGCAAAAGCUGCACCUCAAAAAAACUCGAGUUCAAUUUGAUUUGGACUGGAUUCAUGUCGAAAAGACUAGUAGGUAGCAUUUUAUACCCUUGUGUGUUUUUUCUUUUAACCUCACAAUGAACUUUUUUUUAUCCUAUAAACAAGGGCCCUGUUAGGAGUAAUUUUCUACUCAGGAAACCCCGUCAACUACUUUAAAAUAUAAUUUUAAUAAUAAUAUCCAGCAGCCUGGAAUCUUGUUCUUAGUUUUGUUUUGUAAAUAUGUUUUGUUUUUUUUUUUGGUUUUUUUAAUGCGCCCUGUUAUCCCUCAUUAUAAUAUUGGGGGAAAACUGAACAACAGUUCUCACCGUCCAUUAUUAAUGGAACACUUCCAUCUUUGCUCUUAAAGGGAACUCUGACUCUCUUGCUUUGCGGUUUGAAGCACGCCCUCAUCGACCUUCCAUCAUCAUUUGCAUGUGCAUGUCUUCUGGGUGGCGACUUGCAGAAAAAGCCGAUGACGAUUAACUUUAUACUAUUACGCUGGAUUACAUUGCUAUUCAAAUGAGUACUAUAGGUCCUCAUUUGGUUCCUUAUAUAGGUCCUUUUGUCUUUUAACAUGAUCAAGAAUUGGAAGAUGAUAGUGAGCUGCUCUGUCAAACAACCUUAUAUGUACAUCUACAGUAGGGAUGGGAAUCAUCAGGGGCCACCCGAUAAGAUACUAUCGCGAUACCUAGGUGGCGAUUCGAUUUGUACUGCAAUUCUGUAAAUGUCGCGGUUUUAUUCAUAUCACAAUUCGAAAUAUAUAUAAUAUUAGAUUUUGUUACAAUUCCAGCCAAACUUGGCAAAUAAUCUGUUCCUACCACGCAGGACGAUGUGCUACCUGCCAGGGUGUAAAUAGUUUAGAGAGCACCACCUGUAGGAUUAUAGAGGAAAGCCAACAUUUCACCACCUCUAAGGCAAACAUAUAUAAAUUUAAAAAAAUAUUUUAGAACAUCAAUUUUGGAGGCAGUGUGCCAAUACAUGAAUUGUCACAUGAAAGAAUCGCAAUACAUCUCCCCGCAUCCCUAGUAUACAGUGUGUGUGUAUAUAGGCGGUGGGUGGUGCAUUUAACAUAAAAGUCUUAGAAAUUAAUUUUCAUGUACAGAUUGAGAGAUUGGCUACAUUACCACAAAAAUUAAACAUUUAUAAUUAAACAGUUUUAAAUAUGAAAUAUUUUUGGUCACAUUAACUUCUCUGAAUCCUAGGGAUGGGAAUCACCAGCGACCAUCCGAUCUCUACUAAAUACCAUCCUCCAUGAACUUGCAUUUUGUUGCAAUACCAAUCAUUUCUAAAUCUACAAGGCUCCUUUAUAACAGUAUGUAAUUUUAUGUCUUCAUAACAUAACAGUACGUAAUUAUGGACUGUAUGAAUGCCGUACAAAGCCGGUACUUGCUGUAUCAUGACCAUGGUACCUGUGCACCGGGUCCAAGCUGGUGAUUAAUAAAAGACAAUUAGAUUUUAAGAGGCAUGGUCUUGGAUAUAUGAGGUAGAUUUGACAUACCUGAUGCACUGUCAGAUAUCAGUGCUGUAGUGAAUGGUGCUAAAGCCGGAGUGAAACGAUCACAAUGCACUGAACGAUAAUGUUUAUACAUGGUGCUCAUAUGGCUUUAAUGAAUACGGCAAGAAUUCGGUCUCAUCUACGACUGGUUUGAUCUUUACUGGCUGUAAAAUGCGAGCCAACCCUAAAUCAUGAGGGCGGGACCUAAACGCAUUUUUUAGUGCACCCCCAUCAGCCGCACUUUUAAAGCUGAUGCGGCUCUGAGAUUAACUAUUUAAGGCUACAAAUAUCAUGCUGAAAGUGGACGAAAUUAUGAAAAUUUCCAGGAAUCUGGAAUGUCAAAAAAAAUAUAUAUAUUGCAUAAUUUAAACUAACUAGUGACAGCUUUCAACUGGUGUCCUUUUCACUAACGUCUAAAAUAUUCAAUGUUUUAAUCGCUAUUCUCACACCAGUUGCUGUGUUGCGACGCCAGCAAUUAAAAGCUUAACACUUUUUCUCAGUAUCACCCUACAAUAUGAAGACACCACACAUUAGCUAGUGCUAAUGCAAUAGGAUUGCUAGGUCUUGUUCAUUUAGUUAUUAAUUUUUAAUGACUACAGCGCCACCUGCAGUAUUGGAGCACUAACGGCUAGACAGCAAGCACAUGACGUUGGUUUCAUUUCUGCAUUAACUAUGCUAAGGUCUUUAGGGUGACAUUUAAGCCAUCUUUCUUUUAUGAAGGUAAGACAACAAGGGCAUGUUUACAAACUGGAUUUUUUUUUUUUUUUGUGUUUCUUUAAACCAGAGGAUUGUCACUACUUAAACACGGCAUUUAAGAGACGGGUCCAGAAGGAAGCGUACGCUGUUGGUCAAUACGAGGGUCCAGAGCCCUGCUAAUGUGAUGUUAGGUACACUGUGUAAUCCAGUGUCGGUACACAGCUUUGUGAUGAUAUUGCUUUUUUUUUUUCUUUUUUUUUUUUCUUUUUUUCACUCCAUGUCACUAAAGUGAGGAAGUUCUUAAGUGAUGCAGACACAACACUAACGUUUCUAAGAGGUUUAUUUUGGUCAGUAGUUUAAGGCAUGUGCCGAUAAUCGGUUUUACGAUAUACUGCAAUAAUUACAUGCAAUAUUCUUAUUGUUAUUGUAGACGCGUCACAGAAUGAUCCAAGCUUUUAUAUAUAUAUAUACAUCGCCAUAUAUAUAUAUAAAGGUAGUAUCUUGUGUGUCAAGUUUACAAAGCAAGUCUCCUGCCUUAAUUAAUUGCUAUAAACUUUAAUAAUGAGUUUAUACUGAUUAAAUAUCGGCACAUGCCUAAGCGGACGCUGAUGUCGAACGCGUUCAGUGUCUUUUUUCUGACAGGAAUUACAUUCCCCGAUCACCAAAAAAACAUGUGCAUGUAAGGGUUUGUUUUAGUUCCUAUCUUUGGUUUCGAAGAGACUGUUGGUGUUGCCUUUUAUGUAUUUUGUCGUUUUUUUUUUUCUCGUCUUUUUUCAAUUGCUGUCCCAUUUAUUUGCCAAGUUCACACUUGUUUUAAACUCUGAGUUGAGUUGUAUUUCAGUUUUUAGUGAAUGAACAAUUUGGGAAACCCCUGUGAAGGCAGUUGAAUGUAUAUCUUUGUACAAAACACGGUUUAGCUCUGAGGACAUGGUAGUUACCGUACGAAUAGACACACGUGAGCGACAGAGACGCGAGAUAACCUUUUUAUUAGGACAUUAACAACAGUAAUUUUUUGUAUAUAUGAAGACUAGGCUUUCUGAUUAGCAGAAAGAGAAAACAUUCCUACAUUUUUUUAAAUGUAUGUUUGUCAAAGAGUUAUGUAAACAUGCGCAAUGUUUUAUGUGCCUUUUAUUUGGGUUGUCUAAAUAAAAGAAAACUAUAAAACAUGA